Molecule: messenger RNA, 1903 nt
Organism: Pseudo-nitzschia multistriata
Lineage: Eukaryota; Bacillariophyta; Bacillariophyceae; Bacillariales; Bacillariaceae
Source: the annotation of a GenBank genome assembly
CCAAGAAACAACGAACGGAAAAAUUCUCGUUUGUAGUACGGUACGUACGGAAAUUGAGUCGUACACGACUUCGUAUCGUCGUGAUUACCAAGAAAAGUACGAACUCAAAAAAAAACAUGCCUUACGAAUUCUUCGCUCUCACCGUGCCGGUAUGAACUCGUACGUACCGGUACGAGUCGAACGAUCGAAAGGCAUGCAAGCAGCGGGCGACGUGGAAACUGCUCACGGAGUGGAUUUUGUCGGCGCACUCGUGCUUUCCUCGAAGGCCCAUCGCGUGCCAACCAAGCGAGGCAAACCAACCGGCGGCACGAGACCGACACACAACGACACCCUCGAUGGAACGGUGCGUGUCGUUGCGUUUCAUUGCGUUCCGUUGCGUGACGCUGCGUGACGCUGCGUUGCGAUGUGUUUCUCCAAACCCCGUGCUGCGGUUUCGCGCGGACUCGGGGUGUAGCAUUCCGUGCGGUGGUUCCGAGGGGCCCCCGCCGCAAACCCAGCCACGACCGACCGCAGCGGUUGCUCCGCAAAAGGGCGACAGCAAGGAACCGGACGCACCACCAAGCCCGAUCGUUGUGGGACGCAACGCACAAAACUUCGGAAACCGUGGCUCCCUKYAUUWUUUGGWCUCGCGAAUGCGAGAGGGCAUGGGUGUGUGCCAGAGUGAGAUGGAGAGGCGRUKCGURUGCUUUGUUGUGGGAUUGGUCCACGGUGGAAACACUCUGGGCAGCGCCGCAAAUUUUUGGGGGAGUCUCCACGCCCAGCGGUGGUUGCAUCAUUCUGUUGGACGAUACAACAGACGACCACGGCGGAUCCCRAAAAAAGAGAGGACCGCAACGGUCGCUCCCUCCGGAAUGGAAUGUUUGUUCCCCGUGCGGCAKRCUGCUACGCGGCAGCUCCGUGUACCAAGCCGGAUUGAUGUCUCGGAGGUUGGUUCCCACAAUCCGAAGGCAAACACCAUCGAUGCCAUCGAUCGCCCAGAUCUUGAAAAUAGUCAUGAGCAACAAAGAAGACAAGGGUGAGAUCCCCGCCACCGUUAGCUUUGACGUCGGAGGAACGGUGUACAAGGUCUCUCGAUCACUCCUCGAUCUAUUUCCCGAUACGAUGCUCUCGAGGAUGGUCUCGGAGACCUGGAUGGAUGUUCAAAAAAAGGACCAAGAGGAAGAAGCAGCACCGAUCUUUAUCGACAGAAACGGGGAGCGCUUUCAGCACGUUUUGGACUACAUGAGAGACGGCCAGAAGGUGACCCUGCCGGCAACGGUCUCCAAAGCUAGUUUCUUGAAGGAUCUCGAGUAUUUCGGGUUUCAAAACGUGGACGCCAGUAGCGUGACCGAAGGACCCUCGCUUCGAGCGUACAUGGCAAUGYUUGAACGAAUGGACGUGUUUGGAACCGAGUUGGACAAACGGAAUGRAGAAGUCGAAAUCCAUGAUCUUGCUUACUAUUGCUUUUUGAUGGUCAUGCGCUACAGAAGGUUCRAAUUUSAUGUUUCAACUUCCAACUUCGACCAGUUGUACGCGCUUGGGCACUYUAAGUACCAURAAAGUAAUGAACAUUUUCUGAAAAAAAUGCAAAAUACAGUUUUGAAAGUGGAAGUGGCUGGAGAAGAACGAGCAUUGUUCGACAAAUCACUCCAAAGAUACGGGCUCGAAUGCGAGAAAAUUACACUUUAUUCUCGCAAUCACAAUAGUAAGUAUGACGGUGAAAAUUAURRUUUUACCGUACGGCUCACGGAAUGAGGUUGGCCCGUGAUUUUUAAAAUUAGGUCCCUUCAAUUUAGACCCUAGAUACAAUCCACUUUCGAAACACAUUAAUGUUGAUGCYACUUUUARUAGAUAAAUCACGGCAAUAUUGUCCCUUUCCGUAGCAAAURAAUCUAGUCUUMCCUAAUCAAAACGAAAUCAUAUU